AUGGACUCAUGCCCUGCAGAUGAUAGUGAUUCUCUAAAACCCAAAUCUCAUUGUCCGAACGACGUUAUGGAAUCGAAUAAAGAUCCGAAAGUUGAUUAUUGUGGCAUAGGACUCUGGCGUCCGUCAUGCCUGGAACCUCUGAGAGACAUACGCGCAUUUAUAGCAGCGAUGUGUUUUGUGUCUUGCCUACAAGCAUCCUACUCUGGCUACACAAGUUCCCAGAUAACAACAUUGGAAAAACGUUUUGCUGUCGGCAGCAUCGUCAUUGGCUCUAUCAACUCAUUUUUUGAAGUUGGAUAUAUCAGUUGUGUUAUGAUAGUUAGCUACCUUGGGUCAAUGGGGCGUGUACCGCUUUGGAUUUCCUGUGGUCUUUUUGCUAUGUCAUGUGGUGCAUUUCUUUUCUCAGUACCCCAGUUCCUCUUUCCUUACAACACAUCCUUCUCUUCUGGCAAAAGCGAACAUUUGUGCCCGAAAAACAUAGAAAAUAACCUUAGUGUAGCGGAGGAAACCCCUUGUCGUUCCCAGGCUGGUGGUGCAUAUCAAUUUUUGCCAAUUUUAUUGUGUGCCCAGUUCUUGAUUGGUGCGGGAUCUAGUCCUAUUUUAACUCUAGCUCCGCCUUUCGUUGAUGAUCAUGUGCCUCCUUCGAAAGCACCUGGAAUGAUUGCUUCAUUAUACGCCGCUGCUGCCCUUGGUCCUGUUUUUGGCUAUGCCUUAGGCGCCUUUAUGCUGCAGCAUCCUAUGGAUAAGUGGUCUAAAACGAAAAUUCUUAGUGCUGCGCUAACACCGGCCAGUGAAGACUGGAUUGGUCUCUGGUGGGCUGGUUACAUAGUUCUCGGUUUUGGUGUCUUCCUGGGUGCCUGUAUUCUAAUUAUGUUUCCCCGAAAUCUGCGGUCCUCGUUCACUUCACACAAACGAUCCUUUGAAAACAAUAGAGCUGGUUGUAGUGGAGUCGGUAUUCAGAGCGUUGACGUCGAAUUGAACGACACUAAUCUGCACAACUUAUCGCGGAAUACAACGCCUGUUGCAGAGGCUUCACACCCGUUCCCUCUGCACUUGCAAUCUUCACAGGUGAUCCAUCAGUCCUAUCGGCAACGUGCUACCUCCCAAUACCAUCACAGAUCGUUCUCUGGUAAUGCACCCUUCACUUCCACACCUACCAACAUCCCUGCUCCUGUCACCGGAGGCACACGUCCGUCCAUAUUCUUUCCCACCGCCCGAUCCCGUCACCAGCGGUCAGCUUCUGUCAGUAGCAUUCUCUUACACGCUGCAAUUCUAGCUGCCACAGCCUCACACGCCGCAGAGGAAGAGGAUGAAGUGGCUCCUACUGAAACCGACUUGAGCGAAUCAGCCAGUGAGUCGGACAGUUCGUCGCCCGAAGAGUCAAAAAGGCAAAGUAGGCAUCUUAUAGGCACAUUAAUUUUAGCUAACGAGACGUCAGACAGAAACGAAUUCGAUUUUGAUGUAAAAGCCACUCCCAUUCGCAAAUCACAAGGUGGUCCCAAGCGCUCACAUCCUCCGAUUCUUGAGGGUGACUCAAAUCAAUCUCCGAAUUCAUCGUCAAAUCCCAUUUCAACCUCAUCGUUGACAAAACCGUCAAUUCUUGUGCACUUUCACAGCCACCGUAGAAGGCGCCGCCGAAAAAUCAUCCGAGGUCGUAUAUUUGGUUUUCUUGCUGACUGGAGCAAGGACAUUCCUAAAUCCAUUUUUGCUUUGUUGAAAAACGAAAUCUACGUAGUCACCUGCCUUUGUAUUUGCUGCGAAAUGUUCAUCGUAAUCGGAUUUGCCGGCUUUCUGCCCAAGUACAUGGAGAUAGAAUAUCAAAUAUCAAAGACUACAGCCAGUAUGAUUGCCGGUAAUUCCUUAAAUCCCAUCCCAUUCUUCAUUUUAGGUUCGGUGAUCUUUGUAUUAUGCGUCAACUUUGUCAUAGUUAGUUGCAUGUGCUCCUUCUUUUUCCUCGGCUGUGAAAAUCCCAAAAUCGCCGGUCUCACAGUCCCUUAUCCCGUUGCGUAA
Mesocestoides corti is the source of this 2010-nucleotide messenger RNA. NCBI's taxonomy places the organism in Eukaryota, Metazoa, Platyhelminthes, Cestoda, Cyclophyllidea, Mesocestoididae. The record is from the annotation of a GenBank genome assembly.